Messenger RNA from Perkinsus marinus ATCC 50983, 1317 nucleotides. RefSeq lists its product as hypothetical. The coding region runs from base 1 to 1317 and encodes 438 amino acids. The transcript has a single exon. The record is from RefSeq and is a predicted model, not a curated record. NCBI's taxonomy places the organism in Eukaryota, Perkinsozoa, Perkinsida, Perkinsidae.
AUGGAGACACUCACUGAGGCGCUCGUACAGAACGCUAUAAGUGGCAUGCGAGGCGGUGGGCUGCUGCCAGAAAGGGUCGGCCCUGGGGAAGUGGCACGUGUGCUCUGCCCUGGCAUUGUACCCAGUGGGGCUCUCGAUGACGCCGCGGUCGAAUCGAACUUGAUAUUGACCAUUCGUCUUCUGGCACGAACGAAGGGCGCUGGUGAAACUGCAACGCAGACUAUUAUUCCUCUCGCGAGGGUAUGUUCGGAGCCUCUUAGCAGUCGCCCUUUGGAGCUGUCGAGCCGAGUUAAACGUCUGUUGCCUCCUGUGCAUAGGAGGGACCUUGCUGGAGCAAUAUCGGCUUUGCAGAUUGGUGUCUAUAUGCAAGAUACAGAUAUAAUAGAGACUCUGAUGAAGACUGUUCAUGGUAGCGUACGGCUCACUGAAAGGGACUUGGCUGUUGCACACUUCUGCGUGCUCAAGUUCGCCACGACCAAGUCCCGUGAGAUUCUCAAUACACUCCGAGGCCUGUGUUCCGUAGAGGUUGAUCGCACGGGAGAGUUCAUUGCAGAAUUCCUCAUCGCCUUGGACCUAACCCACAGCUUGGCCGUUACGAAGCUGCUGAGCAUGUUAGAUGAGGAAGUUGUGAAUUUGAAAGGCCGAGCCCCGAUGCUGGAGUACGCCGACUACUUACCCGCUGGGGCUAGCGUGGCCCAUCUGCUGCUUGUUUGUUUUGAUAGAGGAAUAGGAGGAGUGUGUGAGGUGCUGCCUCAUGUCAUGGCACGUUGGCAAGCUCAGCUUGCCUUACAGCAACUUGACCUCGGCCCGGUAGACGUUCAGUGUCUCGACUUGGUGGGCACUGCCCCUCUGUUACGAUGCUUGCAGCCAUUGAGAUUAACAGUGGGGGUGGGAGAGGGAACAAGCUGUCUUGUAGAUGAGAUGAUGAAGUAUGGCGCACGACGGUCAUUCGCCAUCAUGGCGAUGUAUCGGCAUCUUGGUAGGAGAGUUCGUGCUCAGCCACGAGCUGGGUGUAGAUGCAAAGUUUGCACGCGGUGGUUGGCACUUCCUCUGGAUAUAGAACCUCUCAUUUGGGCGAAUCUAGCUCGGAUAGCGCAAGGCGAUGAUGACGAAGUGAACAGAGCAGAGUGGAUCAAAUACGACAGAUCACAGCAGCUUAACGAAUUGUUGGUAUAUCGAGAUGAAGGUGUCGAUGAUGACCAGACAGUCCUUAUGAAAAUGGAGAUGCUCAUCGAUGAGGGCGCCGAUCCUAAUAUUCCCUUGGAAGGAAGUAGGAAAGUUGACGUGGCUCGACAUGCGAUUGGAUACUUCUUGUGA